GUGCGGUAAAAUGGCGUCAUACACAAGCCAAUGUUGUAAACAAACAGUAACGGGAUAACAUUACUUCAUGUAUUUGUCGAUUUGGUUCUGAAUAACUUUGCCAGGACACAAGAACGCCAUCUGCAGUAAACAGGACGUCCUAUGAAAAAGUAUUGUUGUCAUUAUCCUUGGCUUCAGGUCGAAUUACUCAAAUACUCGCUAAGUCAGGCCACUGAAAUAAACAGGACAAGCCACCUUAAAUGUGAACAGUGAAGGGAACAAGGCUACGAGGAGAAAAAAAUCAGCCACAAUGUCUACAACAUCUGCAAAGGGUUGGUCAUAUCUACAGGAAAAGCAAGGAUUCUCAUGGGAGCAAUAUCUCAAAGAGAAUGAUGCAAAGGCUGCUCCCAGUUCUUGCUUCAAGCAGGCAGUAGCUCCACCAUUAAAUGACUUUGGUAAAAUGAUGAAGCUGGAAGCAAAUGACCCUCGCAACAACACAUCCAGCUGUAUUGCAACAGUAAUCGAUAUGCAAGGACCACGACUGAGGUUGAGGCUCGAUGGCAGUGAUGACAAGAAUGAUUUUUGGCGACUGGUUGACUCGGGGGAUCUGCAUCCUGUUGGUUAUUGUGAAAAACACCGUGGCUUGUUGCAACCACCACUAGGUUUCCGAAUGAACUCCUCUAGUUGGCCAGGGUUCUUACAGAGGACUUUAAGCAAUGCAACCCUUGCACCUGACAGCUGCUUUAAGAAGGAACCACCUUCCCCACCACGCAACGAAUUCCAAGUAGGGCAAAAGUUGGAAGCAGUAGACCGGAAGAACCCAGCUUUAAUUUGCCCGGCAACAGUUGGUGCUAUUAAUGAUGACCAGAUCCACAUAACAUUCGAUGGAUGGCGCGGUGCUUUUGAUUACUGGUGUCGCUAUGACUCCAGAGAUAUUUUUCCUGUCCGCUGGUGUGAGAAAAGUGGACAUCCUCUACAAAGUCCCGGUAUUAAAGCCAGUUCCUAUAAAAGCUCAAAAAUGAUGCGUGAUCCAGAGCUAAGUGUCAGCGUGAGUGGUAGUGCUGCAAGUGGCAGUCCGUCCAUCAGCCCACGCAACUCCCAGGCCAGCCCUCUGACACCCAGCUCAGGGGAGGCAAGCCACCUGUCUCCCAACGAGAGUGCUGUAACCAGUUCUGAGCCAGACACCACUGGCAAUGACAGUAGUGAGAAAGUGUGUGUGCAUGUGAACCACAACUGCCACUGUGGCAACCUCAUCCAGCCCCGCAAGGUGAACCAGAUGCCCUUACACUUUGGUCCAGCACCUAUUGGCGAAGUCCUCCGCGACAUGGUGGAAUCCUGUAUUGAGUGUGCCGUACAAGAACGCCAGGUGUUUGAUGUCCUCAAAAUGGCUGCUCCAGGGACAGGAAAGAUUACUAUUACAGCUCUCCACAACAACCGCACCUACACCAAAAGAAUUGUUUCCUAUGACAAAGUCUCGCAAUUUAUUCGUUUCCUCGACGGCUUCAGAGAGAGUUUGGGCUGUUGCGAGAACUUUUUCAGCCUCAAUUCACUUCCGCAAGGACGCCAAUGUCCUAAAUGUGGCAAUAAAUCUUCCAAGACUGCCAACAAGAGAUCAGAUUCUGAAGAGGAUAACUACCUUGUUCACAAAGCCUCAAAGAGACGGUGGUCAACAGAAUCUUCUGAGAGCUCCAGGGGAGGGGUCAAAGUCCAUAAAACAGUUGGGGGCAAAAAUUCAACUUUUGAAGCUGGAGAUAGAUGGGAAGGCAUUUCUGCUGCUGAAGAGUGAGAUGAUGCUCAAGUACAUGGGUCUCAAGCUGGGCCCGGUGGUCAAACUGUGCAAUAUCAUUGACAAGCUCAAGGCCAGCUGUACCAAGUAAAGUCUCGUAUUUCGUGUGUGAUGGAUUCUGCGAACGUUUGAGGAGAGUGUUGUAGACUUGUGUUAUUUACGUCAGGUGAAGCUGCGUGGUGAAGAUGAUGUUGACUGCUCAACACACCCCUCUUUCCUGCUUGCGUCCAUAUCUAUGCAUCUGCAUUUUUGGCAAGGCAUAGUCCUUCUGUUGGCAGAUAAAUGUAUUCCCUCCAGCACUCGAAGCGACAUGUCUCUGCUUCAUGUUGUGAAAUGUAUUCAUGUAGACACAAAACUCUCCCAUGGUUGAACGACGAUGGUAAAGUUGCCUAGUGUGACACCUUUCAUAAGACAGCAAGGAUAAUCAAUGCUGAACUCGAAGAAAAGUAUUAGGUCAACUAAUAAUGGACUAUACCAAAGUCCAGAGUGUGGUUAAAUGGGAAGCCUUUCUUCUUUUCAAGGACUAUACACAUUGUUAAAAUUUUCAGGAUGGGCACAAUUUAAAACUACACGUCAUUUGAAAAGAAUGUUGCAGGCCCUAUAAUUUUUUUCUUAUUCCUCAACAUUGCUAGAGUGUAUACAGAAUAAGAGGAAAUUCAUAUUUUGUCAGGUGGUGGCUAGUGGCAAAAUUUCUCAGUCCUUGGUAUUACUUCUGUGACUACUGGGUUGUUUAAAGUGACAGGGACACCCAAGUGUGGUUCUAAUCACUUUGUUGACUUAGCAAUGUUAAAGUGAAAAAAAAAAGUGGUAUGUAUGUGGUGAGUUGAGUUACAAGUUUUCAUCUAUGACAUUUGCUUGUUUGAGAUUUGAGUGUUUUUUUAAGAGAAGCCAUUGAUAGACAUUGUGUGGUGAAUCAGGCUUAAAGUUGUCCUCCUGGGCAGACUAUAUUUCUUGAGUCAGAUACAGUGAGAUAAAGCAGUCUUCAGCCAUUGCAGCUGGUAUUAAUAUAAUAUUUUGUGAGCUCUUUUGUGCCACUGUUGGGUGAGAUAUGAGAAUCACUAACUGCUAUGAACAUCUUUGUAAAAGUUAAUAAUAAUAAUGAGUAGCAUAUUUUGUAUAGGGCAUAUCCCCACUCACGAGCAAGCUCUAUGUGCAUUACAUUAUUAUUACCUCAGCAGACCCUAGAAGACUCGGAAACAUUCACAGCUUCCUUGGAAGCAUACAGUGCAAGCAGCUGAUUUUAUUUAAGUGUUCAAUACUAACAGACAAGAUCUUUCACUGUCUAUAACGAGAUACCCAUUCUCAUCUGGGUGAAGUGAGGAAAAUUCAUGUAAAAUACCUUUUGUAAGGACGCAAUGUCAAGUCAACAACCUUUUGGUUACGAGUCCGAGAGCCUAACCACUAAGCCACUGACGCCAAGCCUUAGCUUGAUUUCUCCAUCAAAAUAUCAAAAUGAAAAGUUAGAAUGAGAUUAGAUUUAAAAAAGACUGAAGUAUGUCAGUAUAUUAUUAUCUUUGUUCAAUCUAAUAAGUUUUGAAGCUUUUCAGGACUUACUUUUAAUGUCUCCAAUGUUUUAUUUUUAUUUGGCUUUCUUUUCUCAAAUAUGUUUUCCACGUUGAGUAGGGUUGCUUUUUUGUCAUUCAUCAAUACAGGCAGUGUUGGUGUUGUGUAACCUUUUUAACGUCAUCAUUUCGAGCUAUUCAAGUUAUUGUUAUAAGUGAGUUGUGGCCUUGAACUUGUUGUAUAUGUGUGAAUGAAGAUGGUAGCCAGAGGAGGCGAGGCAACAACUGUGUUACGUAAAAGUCUGUCACUUCAUUUGUUCCCUCCAGAAUCUUUACAUGUUGUUUGUUGUUUUUUUAGGUAUUUUUGUUUGGGAUUUUUUUGGUAUGUUUUCUGCCUCAGGAAUAGAUUAAUCUGGAAACUCUUGAGUACUGCUGAAAUGUGUUGGUAGGUUUGUGUUGUUUACUUUUUUUUCUGUGGGUAUAUGCUUUGGUUUGAUUUAAGCUUGAUUCAGUGUAUUAGAUGGAUCAGUUUGAAGUAAUGAGAGGCUAAGAGAAGCGUGGUGCAGUGAAAAGUAAAAGAUGGAAAGAUCGUGUGAGAGUUUGUGAGACACAAGGAAGAAGGAGGAUGAGGAUCUGUCCAUCUGACUGUGCACCAUGGGCAUCCUUCUGUUUCUCCAUACCGUGAUUAUACCUUCCAUUCUGCUGUGUUCAAAUUGUAUCCAGUCACUACCAUAUUCACCAAUAUUUUUCCUUUUCCUUAAAUUUUACGUGGUUGAUUGUAUAUAUUUACAUAUAUCUUGUUACGUUAACCAGUUUAUGGUUGCAAGCUCCAACUUUUUGUGUGCUUCAUCAGCUGCAGCAAUGCAAUGAAAUUGUGUAUAUAACUAAUCAUUAUCAUCAUGUUGCUUGUAUGGCUUUUUGUUUUUUGGGGUUGUUGUUUGGGUUUUUUUCUCGUUUGGCUGUAUACCUGAUAAAUAUUUUCAAAUAUUAUUGCAAUUUAUGAAGGUUUUGAUGCUUCUUUACAUGGGUUUGUUUUGGUGAUGUUUGUUGAAAUUGUUUGAAUGCUGAUGAGUAGUACAGACAAAAAGAUUGUAAUUUUUACAAUCAUAUUUGGCGGCGAUGGGGUUUUUCUGUUAAAACUUUUCUCUGAAAACGUUUGAUAGCUGUGUGUGUUGGUGGUGGCCUCAGCAAAAUGAAUUUUGUUUUGAGAUUAUGAAUUAUAAACCAAUUACAAUCAUUGAAACAUAUGAUGUACAGCCUUGAGUUAUUGUUCUUUUGAAAUUGAAUUCCCAACUGAAAACUGUGUCCUGCAUGUUAUCGUUCUUUCAGUGUUCCAUUUCGUAGUGGCAUGAAGAGUGGCCUGGACAUUCUAUUGUGAUUAUGAAAUUUGGAGGUCUUACAUAAUGAAUCAUGGUAUAGCAGAAGAGUGAUUCACUUUUAGUUUUAUUUCCUUGUGGCAUGUUAUUUUUGUUUACUUGCAGGGGAGAGUCAGCACUCUGAAGAAAAGUAAUGAGUGUAAUUUAUUUCUAAUGACUCAUGGUAGAGAUGAAAUGGCUUUCGUGAUUUUUUUCCCCAUUUCCUCUGAUUUCACGAAAGGAAUGUUCUAUAUCAGUGCUUCCUAAUUCUCUUUUUCAGAUUUUGAAGGAAAAAAAAUCUUAUGGCACAGUUUAAUUAAAAAUAAGUUAUCUUACUGUGUACUUGCUUAUUUGGCCCUGUCCUCUAUUGUCAGUUAUGGCCUUUUUGCUAGUUUGUGGACAACUGUGUGCCAGGGGUGUUUUGUACGUUGGUUCUUUUUUAUAUACAGUUUGAAACUCAAUUCAUGUCGUUGAUAAAUUUUGUGAAAGUAGUCUAGCAUGCACUUGUGAAAUGGGUGGGGUUGGAUGCGGAAAUGUUUUUCGCAAUGCAAAAAAGUUGCCAUGUACGAAUUUCAGGCUUUAUCAAGGGAGACAGGGUACGUUUUGCAGUUUGGGGUUUUUCACAUUGAUUUUUAUUUUACCACCUUUGCCAAGAACAGACAUUUUUCUUCAAUGGAGAAACCAUUCUGCUUCUAAUGCACCACUCUCUGCUGCAACUUCAUUCAGACCAAAUUUUAUAGAACACUGGCAAGCUGUUGCCUAGAGUGUAGUCUCUUUUGAAGAGGAAGCACAAUGACUCCUGUGCCAAUAUGUACUUGCCUUCAUGCGACUAUACACUUUCUUAAUGCAGAUGAAGUUUGCAGACUAAAUCUACCGCUAUACACUUCUGUGACAUAAAAAUUUGUUUUUAAAAAACCCAAGUCCUUGGCCUAUACUAGGCUAAAUACUAUUACUAUUGCCCUCUGCUUAUAAAAAUAAAACUCAUACCAUGUCCACUCACUCUGUCUUUCAUGGAAUUUAGAACGCGCAAUGCUUAUCUUUAAAUUAAUUCCAGUCCAAAGCUAAGCAAAGAGUUUGUGGAAUGGCAUAAUAGUGAAGUGCAAUAGCAUGUUUAGGCUUAGAGAUUGUGUCUUGUCAAGUAGUUGGUUGGUUAGACUUUGUCCCUAUUGAAUAUUCUUGGCAAUGUAGAGAGCCUGGAGCCAAGCUGUAAGUCUUCUGGAUGCUACUAACCAUGUGGAGAUAAAGUUCCUGGCUUUUUUCAGUUCAGGGAGAUAUUGAUUACUAAACUGUCAGUGUCGGCCUGUUGAUGUGCAGGUGAAAGUGGUUCAGUUACAUUGUAAUUGUUUUUAGGGACAAAGAAUGGUCAGAGAUGACCAAGAACAGAAUUUCACUGUAAAAUUUGUCAUUAUGUGGAAGUGGUAGUCAAAAUGUUAGCUCAGAAUUCUUCAAUCGAUUUCACUGGCAUGAAGAUUUAAUUGAUCUGCUUUGACUUCUUUGCAGUAAUUGUGUUCAGUAUGCCUUUAUAUUAAAGUUACGAUUUUUAAUUUUUUUCAUUUGCAAGCACUUCAUAAUUAAAAAUGAACCAUUGUUUGUCUGUUUUAUAAGAAAUAACAUCUCAACUAUUCGGUGCUACUCAUCUACAGAUCAUUCUUAUAGGUUUCACCUCCCCAUUAAUUGCUUUUUUAUGAUCAUGUUCCAUCAAUAAUGAAGACAUGAAAACACUUUACAGAGUAAAGCUAAUGUAAUCGAGUGUCUGCAUGUUUGCAAUAUCUGAUGCCAGCCAUAAAAUGAAGUUUUUGCUUCAGCUUCUGGGGGGGUACAUAUUUAUGUGGGUUUUUUUAGGUACAUAAUAUAUAUUUGCUAAGUGUGGGGUAUUUAAUUUUUUGUGCUUGUUAACAUGCAGUUGUGUUUGAAUUAUUUGAGAAAUGGUUUCUUCAUCUGGUCUCUUUUUUGGUAAUGUGUAUGGGUAUGUGUUUGAUCUUUUGAUGGAAAAGAGGGGGAUAGCUUAGCAGUUGUGUUUGUCACCAGUGGGAAAUGGAAUAUCUAAAGAUAUAAAAGAGAGCCUCACAGAUCCAGAAAGAUAAAGCGGUUAUGUGUGUUUAUGUUCUGCGAGUUGUGCCACAGCUGCUGGUUGAAUGAGAUUUGUGUCUAAGUAGGGUCCAAAAUAAAGUUCUCAUCCUGUUUUUGUUAUCUCUUGUCAUCCCCGGUGUUGUGACGGGGACCAAGUUAGAAAAUAACCAACAUAAUAUUUGUCAUUGUUGGCAAGCUGUUAAAAUACAUUAAGCCAAGAAGCAGAAUUCUACAGGAGAAAGAAAAAACUUUCAUUUUUUAACAAUUGCAAAGUAACUAUAUUAUAAUGUAUUUUUUUGGCCCAGUACGUUUUAACGGCUGGUCGACGUUAUGCUACAUGGGCCAUAGGGGACUUUACUAAGAACAAAAACAAAGGGGAAAAUACUGUGAACUUGACUAUGCCUGUGACCACUGCGUAAUGUCUGCAGUUGGGUGACAUUACAUUUGAUUCCUUCCAUACACAUAAUUAUGCAAUGCCUUAUUCUGUGCUGGUACCAGCAAAUUUCCCUCUGUAUCGUUCCAUUUUUACAUCUCUUUUUUUUUUUUGGGGGGGGGGGGGGUUGUUUGUUUGUUUUUUCCUUUUCUUUUGAGUUAGGAUAUUGUUACGGUUUGGUACCAUCCAGUAAUGUUUUAGCAUGUGCCAGUGAGAACAGAGUAUGUUUUGUUGUUUGUUUGUUUGGGUUUUUGGGGGUGGAAAAGGGGGGGGGGGUUGUCGCAUACAAUACACAUGGACAAGCUCUAUGACUGCCCUCUGUCUUGUCAGUCUCUUAAUGCUCAAAGAAACUUGGGAGAAUAUCUGAUUUUGACAGAAUUUUCUCAAAGCUAAAUGUAGCUGCACCAAGAAGAGCUCACUUUUGGUUGCAGUGUAGAUCCAUGUCUAGCUCCAGGGUCAGUUUCAGAUUUUUAAAAUUGUCCUUUCAAAGUCCUAAGACUUAUUUCAAAACACUGUAGCCAGAUAUCUUUGAAUUAGGGAAAGGCUAAUCUUUGUAUCAUAGACAAAGUGGUUCAUUUCUUUCAUGGCAAAACUCUUCAGGUUGUUGGUUUCAUCCUGAUCGACAUGCAAUUCCUGGAUCUUUUCCAUAGAUGCAUGAUGUAGCACACUCCCAGUAGGUUCUAUCUCAUCUACUGUUCCUGUGAACAGGGUUCAUGUCAUGGGACUUUGAUAUUAUUAAGAGCAUUUGUGUGCUUUCUACCACCAUACUCAUAAAUGCUAAAAUACUAUAUUUAGUACAGUUGAUGUGGGUUUAUGGGAGUAUGUGUCAUGCUUUGUGUUUUAACAGUGGAUGUAGUAUAUUAGGAAUGGAGUUUUGAAAAUUUUGUUUAAACCAUAUUAAGUGUAAUUUUCUGUUAUUAUUGCUAUCAUUUAUUUAAAAAUUUCUAUUCGUAGAAAUUGAAAGAUAAAAUAUAAGUACUUAGUUUAUACUUCGUUGAAAACCAGAAUGUCAUUCGUCAUGUUUCUGUCAUUUUUUUGUUUAUUAAACUACAACUGAGAAGUGAAA
This is a messenger RNA of Aplysia californica (California sea hare), 8191 nucleotides long. RefSeq names its product polycomb protein SCMH1. Gene Ontology annotation, molecular function: protein binding. Gene Ontology annotation, cellular component: nucleus. Gene Ontology annotation, biological process: regulation of DNA-templated transcription. NCBI's taxonomy places the organism in Eukaryota, Metazoa, Mollusca, Gastropoda, Aplysiida, Aplysiidae. The record is from RefSeq and is a predicted model, not a curated record.